AUGAAUACACGCGUAGUCGGUCUCGAAUCACUUGUAUCACCUUCGAUACUCAAAGACGAACUACCUGCAAGCGAACGAUCAAAAGCAACAGUUGACCUAGGACGUAAAAACGCAGCAGCUAUCAUAAAUGGAAAAGAUGAUCGACUUUUGGUUAUAGCUGGACCAUGUUCAAUUCACGAUUCGGAACAGGCGAGUCAUUACGCACAGCGACUCUACGACGAGUACAAGCGACGCUGGAAAGACGGACUUGUUAUUGUGAUGCGUGCUUAUUUUGAAAAACCUCGCACGACUGUUGGUUGGAAGGGCCUUAUCAACGAUCCACAUAUCAAUGGCACUUGUAAAAUUAACGAAGGCCUUCGUGUUGCUCGCCAGGUCCUUUUGGACGUGACAGAGAUUGGGUUACCAGUCGCAUGUGAAGUCCUAGACAAUUUCACGCCCCAUUAUCUUUCAGACCUGUACUCAUGGGGAGCCAUUGGUGCGAGGACUACUGAGUCACAACUGCAUCGUCAAAUUGUUUCGGGCUUAUCGAUGCCGAUCGGGUUCAAGAACUCGACAGAUGGCGGUGUUGGUGUUUCAUUAGAUGCAAUCCGUGCGUCGAGUCAGCCUCACACAUUUAUUAGCCUCACAGACCAGGGCAUGUCCGCGAUUGUCUCGACAACCGGAAACCAUGACCUCCACAUUAUACACCGUGGAGGUAAAUCCGGAACUAAUUAUGACGAGCAUAGUGUUGCUGCGAGCAAGGUGGAAUUAUCUAACACGCUCCCGAACAAAUGUCCGAGCAUUAUGAUCGACGUGAGUCAUGGCAAUAGCAACAAAGAUCACCGAAACCAAAUGAAGGUCGCGAAUGAUGUUGCUGAUCAGAUUGAACGAGGCCAGGAUGCAAUCAUCGGUGUUAUGAUUGAAUCCAAUAUCAAAGAGGGAAAGCAGAGUGAACCUAAGAACGGACGCACGAGUGAUGACUUAGAGUAUGGUGUAUCCAUUACUGAUGGAUGCGUAAGUCUUGAAACAACGACUGAAAUAUUGGAUCGAUUGUAUGCAGCAGUACUCGCACGAAGGCUAAAGCUUAGGCAACCAAGAACUGCGAAGACUUAA
This is a messenger RNA of Malassezia globosa CBS 7966, 1092 nucleotides long. RefSeq lists its product as uncharacterized. Gene Ontology annotation, cellular component: cytoplasm. Bases 1 to 1092 code for a protein of 363 amino acids. NCBI's taxonomy places the organism in Eukaryota, Fungi, Basidiomycota, Malasseziomycetes, Malasseziales, Malasseziaceae. Gene Ontology annotation, molecular function: 3-deoxy-7-phosphoheptulonate synthase activity. Gene Ontology annotation, biological process: aromatic amino acid biosynthetic process. The record is from RefSeq and is a predicted model, not a curated record. The transcript has a single exon.